Molecule: messenger RNA, 1933 nt
Organism: Archocentrus centrarchus (flier cichlid)
Lineage: Eukaryota; Metazoa; Chordata; Actinopteri; Cichliformes; Cichlidae
Product: myelin-associated glycoprotein-like
Exons: 7
Coding region: 431-1696 (421 amino acids)
Source: RefSeq, a predicted model, not a curated record
UUCAGAUGCAAAGCGCAUCAACUCAGCAACAAAUAUCUUUAGAAGUGAAGUGAUUACUCUACAUCUCUGUCUACACUUUACAGCAUGAGACACAGCAAAGUGAGAGUUUGCAUGUGAUAAAGUAAAAGUCACGUGUAACAAAAGCAGAAUAGAAACCACCCAAGUCACAUCUCCCUUACUGGAAAUGCAGCUUUACCCCUUUAUUUAUCACUUGAUUUCCUGGUCAGACAAUAAGAAGAAGAGAUGAAUGCUGUACAGUGGCUUCUGUUCUUUACAUGCAUUUGUUCCAAAGCUUAUGGUAUGUUCUGUGUGAAUGUAAAAAUUCUUAUACUAUAUGGAGUGAAACUGUCUUUUUUUAAAUAUAUUUUUGCCCAUAGAAAAAUAUUGUUAUUGCUAAAUUUUCAUUUAUUUAAUUCAUUAAUUUUUUUUAAUGGUUUUUAGGUGCAUUUCAGUUCUCCUCUACUCAGAGGUUGUCCUGUUUCUGUCUUUCAUUUCAUCACAUUUUGUUGUUAAAUUUAUUACAGUUGCUCCAACAGAAGCUUCAUCUUGGACAAUCAAUGUGCCACCCUCAGUAAAAGGUCUCCUUGGCUCAUGUGUGGUGAUCCCCUGCACUUAUAACUACCCAAAUCCACCAAAUGAGGUCCAAAACUUCACAGGGAUUUGGUACGAUGGCAAGGCUCAAGCUAUCUAUCAUUCUGAUGCAUCUCAGAUUCUGGAACAGUUUCGGAAUCGGACACAGCUGCUGGGAGACAUCAGCAAGAAGAACUGUACUCUGAUGAUUGAUAAUCUUCAACAAAGUGAUGGAAGGCCUUUUUAUUUCAGGAUUGAAAUUAAAGGCUAUGACCAGUAUUCCUACUUAAAUAAGAAAGUCCCUCUUUCAGUGAAUGAGUUGGAUUUGUCUGUGCAAGAGGAGUUAAAAGAGGGUCAAACUGUGUCUGCAUCCUGCUCUGUGUCUCACUCCUGCCCCACAUACCCACUUGCUUUCCAUUGGAGUCACUCUGGAGAGCAGCGUGAUCAAACAAAGCAGCUUCAUGAAGGCCAGUGGAAUUCAACCUCUACUUUGACCUUCCACCCAAACCGCACAGAUCACAACAAACCUUUACAAUGCAGAGUAACAUACCACGGGGGAAAGCACCAGGAAACGUCCCAGACCCUUAAAGUAAAAUAUGCUCCUGAAAUUAAAGCUUCCUCUAAGUGCUCCUCAGAGGGUGACACGGUAAAGUGUGAGUGCAUCGUAGAAUCCGAGCCUCCCAGCACUGUUCUUUUUGUUCUUGCUGACAGAAUCCUGCAAAGCAGCAAAGUAGAGAAAAAUGGCUCAGUUACUACUGAGACUCUGCAAACAGACUCUGGGUCUGUCAAGUUUGUGCACUGCGUGGCAAUCAAUGUGAUGGGAAAUGCUAACCUCAUGCUUCCUUUACCUGUUAACGACAACAUGCAGAAUGUUUUCAUCGCCUCUGGAGCAGGUGUGAUUGUGCUGAUUAUUUUGAUAGGAACUGGAGUGGGUGUUAAAAAAUGCAGGGGGAGAUCAGGACACACAACAUCUAACUUGAAGUCAGACACACCUGUGGAGCCCGCUUGUAAUGCCCCAACAAAAAGAAAAAGGAGCCGUAAAGAUAUCCCUUGCCCUGACAUUUACAUCAGUGAUCGUAUCUAUGGCAAUACUGACUGGGAUCAGCCAAUAUACAACAAUGUGUGACAUGUGGAAGAACAGCUGCAGCCCAUGUUUGUGUGAUCUGAAGUGAGUCAGGAAAGAUGUUUUUUAAGCCCUCAUGCAAUUUUAUAUGUUUGUUGCAUAUUUCUGUCAUCUGUCAUUCACAUUUUCUUUGUAAAAUACAGUAAUUAAAUAGUAAUGCUUAAAAUUGUGCUUACAGUUAUUGUUGCUCUCAUCCAUAAUGUUUUCUUGUUUGUCUGAUCAAAUGAAGUGCUUUGAAAA